AUGCGCGGUCCAGUCGGCGUCGUCGGUCGUGGUGGUGCCCCGCAAAAUCGAGCCACGCCUACGCCUGCCCGACCGACCAUCCGCCCAACUUUUUCUUGCACCGGCAAACCCGACCGACGUCGCCUCCCUCCUCAAUUCUGCCUCUCUUCACUCUCGACCCUCUCUCCGCGCGGCUGCUGGAAUCCUCUCCUCGCUCCCUUUGCUGCCGUCGCCGCUGCCCCCGCAAAAGAUCCCAACGCCCAGGCCAAGCGGAGCCAAGCUCGAUCCCGCCUUGUCCAUCCCCCGCCGCCGACCUUUCUCUUCCCAACGCCAUCCGGAUCCACGGCCGAAAUGCUGCUCCACUCUCGAUCCGGCGCCUCGACGUCGCGCCGUCUGCUCUCCUCGGCGGCCACGGCGGGACAGCGACACAGCGUCCGCACUCUGACCCAGGCCUCUCGCACUCAGCACGCGCAACCACAGCACCAGCAGCAGCGGCAGGAACAACAACAACAACUCGCCCGAUCUCGUCUUCAGACCCCAUCGAGCAGCAGGACGACAUGGCCUGCCUCGGCAGCAUCGGCAAGGCGGGCGUUUGCAACCACACCGCGCCGCCGCCAGCCGACGCGAAAGACCGAGACCAAGCCCUACCUGCUCGCAGACGUCGGCGAGGGCAUCACCGAGUGCGAGGUCGUCAAGUGGUUCAUCAAGGCCGGCGAGACGGUUCAGGAGUUCGACCCCAUCUGCGAGGUGCAGUCGGACAAGGCGUCCGUCGAGAUCACCUCGCGCUACGCCGGAGUCGUCACCAAACUCAUGUACGGCGAGGGCGACGUGGCGAGGGUUGGCACGCCGCUGUGCGAGAUCGAGGUCGAGUCCGAGGUCGAAGACGAUGUCGGCGCCGCCGCGCCCUCUCAGGGCUCCACCCCGCCCGAGGCCGAGUCUGGGCAGCUCAAGGGCGAGGCGCAGCAACCGACCAACGACAGCCAGGUCGGCGAGAAGAAGGUCGAGCUCGAAGGCUUCAUCGCCACGCCGCCGAGCCAGAAGAGGGACAAGGGCGAGAUCCUGGCCACGCCGGCCGUGAGGAGGGUGUCGCGAGAGCACAACAUCGACCUCGCCGACGUCCAGGGCACGGGCAGGGACGGGCGGAUCACCAAGGAGGACGUGCUUAGGUUCAUCGAGAACCCCAGUCCGGCGAGCAGCAAGGGUCCGGCACCAUCGGCGGCCCCAUCGUCUUCGUCCGCAUCGGCGCCAUCCGCGCCGGCUUCCGAGACGCAAGUCGAGGACCUCUCGCCCGUGCGCCGCGCCAUGUUCCGCGCCAUGACUUCGACGCUCGCGGUCCCCCACUUUGCCUACUCGGACGAGGUCGAUGUGACGGCGCUCGAGUCGAUCCGCCAGCAGCUCUCGGACGUCAUCCCCGCCAAGUACCGCAAGACGCUCCCGGCGGCCUCGGCGGGCACCGACGUGGAGCGGGCGCUCUCGCUCGCCCUCGACGAGCACCCGCUCUUCCGCUCGACGCUCUCGCUGCCCGCCGACGCGGCCGGCAUGGACGCCAAGGCCGUCUCGAGCGCCGCCAAGCUGCACCGCCGCGCCUCGCACGACAUCUCGAUUGCCCUCUCGUCGCGCGUCGGCCUGCUCACGCCCUGCCUGCCCGGCGUGGACCGCCAGAGCGUGUUCGACAUCGCCGCCUCGGUGACGCGCCUCCAGACGCUCUCGGCAUCGCGGAGCGGGCUGAGCCCGUCGGACCUGCGGGCGACGGGCACGGUGACGCUGUCCAACAUCGGCACCGUCGGGGGCACCUACACGCACCCGCUCAUCCCGCCCACGGGCCAGCUGGCCAUCGGAGCCAUGGGGAGGUCGCGGCACCAGCCGCGGUUCGCGUCGGACGUGCCCGGGUACAAGAAGGGUUCGCUGUCGCCCGAGGAAGAGGACCGCAUCGUCAAGCGCCUCAUCAUGCCCGUCAGCUUCACGGGCGACCACCGCGUGCUCGAGGGCGUCGAGCUCGCCCGCUUCGUCGGCAGGUGGAAGCAGCUCGUCGAGAGGCCCGACCUCUGGUUCGGCCUGCUCAAGUGA
Messenger RNA from Pseudozyma flocculosa PF-1, 2046 nucleotides. RefSeq lists its product as uncharacterized. Gene Ontology annotation, molecular function: acetyltransferase activity; lipoic acid binding. Bases 1 to 2046 code for a protein of 681 amino acids. The transcript has 5 exons. Gene Ontology annotation, cellular component: mitochondrion; cytoplasm. The record is from RefSeq and is a predicted model, not a curated record. Lineage: Eukaryota; Fungi; Basidiomycota; Ustilaginomycetes; Ustilaginales; Ustilaginaceae.